Populus trichocarpa (black cottonwood) is the source of this 731-nucleotide messenger RNA. Its product is annotated as allergen Asp f 7 homolog. NCBI's taxonomy places the organism in Eukaryota, Viridiplantae, Streptophyta, Magnoliopsida, Malpighiales, Salicaceae. Bases 104 to 469 code for a protein of 121 amino acids. The transcript has 2 exons. The record is from RefSeq and is a predicted model, not a curated record.
CAUACACCAGACAGCCAUUAGGGAGACCUACUGAAGUGAGGCUAGCUGUUGAGGUAGAUCAAAGAACAAGGAGGAGAGGAGAGGAGAGGAGAGGAGAUUCAAAAUGGAUAAAGGGUCAUCAACAAAGGAGGAGAUACAGGGAGAUGUUCUUCAAAUCUCUCAUAGCCCUUCCAUUUUUGUUGCAGGUUUCAAUGCUCUUCUCAGGUGUUUGGGACUGGGUACUGUUGAUCACCAAAGGAUAACCCAAGAAAGCUCAUCAACUUCAAGUUCAAAGCAAGAAGAUGAUGAAAAAGCCUCUGAAGAAAGCCCACAAUAUCCUCCUCCAACAAGAACUUCAGACCCACAAGCUGAUCCUCCCACAGAUACCUCUGAAGAUCCUUCUACAGAUGCAGCAGUAAGUGCUCUUGCGAGGCGGACUCCACCAGUAAGCAGAGGGGGAGGGGGGCAGACUAAUACCACCACAUCCUAAUUCAACAUCUCAAGCUCAGAAAUCUGACGGCCACACCAAAAUGCCAAAUUAGCUUUGCUAAAAGUCCAUUAAUAAAACAUCUUCACUGUAGAUGACAGGACUAGUCGUAUUUAUUGUGCGCACUUAGGAUUGUGUCUUUCUCUCUCACUAGGGUGGCGAGGAUUUGUGGUUGCCAUAUGGAAAGGUCUGUAAAUCUUAAAUCUAAUACCAUUUUCACUGUACGAGUAUCAUAUAUGCUAAGGUUCUUAUUUAGGGGUUUUAA